ACACAGUCACAAAUCCAUUAGUUAGAAAAAUAUAAAAUAAAAUAAAUAAAACCCAGAAACCCAUGGAGACCGCCGCCGGGUUCUCAAACGCCGCCGCCGCCACCCUCGCCGGCCUUAGAAAUGGUGGUCAACUCUCCCGGUCUUCUCGCCACAAAACUUCCUUUUCUUUUUUUCCUCCUAAUAACAAGUUGCGAUUAACUCCGGUGAAUACCCCCCUUACUUUUGGUUGUCGCACGAGCAAUGCACGAGCUGUUAAUUUGGAUUCUGCCAUCAGUGUGCCAAAUGAGACAGUUGAGCUUGAUUGGGAUAACCUUGGAUUCGGGCUAGUCAAUACAGAUCAUAUGUAUAUGAUGAAAUGUUCACUAGGAGAUACUUUUUCCAAAGGGGAAUUAGUGCCUUUUGGGAACAUCGAGAUCAAUCCGUCUGCCGGUGUCUUAAAUUACGGCCAAGGAUUGUUUGAAGGUCUAAAAGCAUAUCGCACAAAAGAUGGCAAUAUUUUACUGUUCCGGCCUGAGGAAAAUGCUAAAAGGAUGAUAGCAGGAGCAGAGCGUAUGUGUAUGCCUUCUCCUUCUGUUGACCAGUUUUUGCAAGCUGUUAAAUCCACUGUAUUGGCAAAUGAAAAAUGGAUACCUCCUCCCGGCAAAGGCUCACUGUACAUAAGGCCACUGCUUAUGGGAAGUGGAAGCGUACUUGGUCUUGCACCAGCCCCAGAAUAUACUUUUCUUAUAUAUGUUUCUCCCGUGGGUAACUAUUUCAAGGAAGGUUUGUCACCAAUAAACCUUAUAGUUGAGACUGAAAUGCAUCGAGCAACCCCUGGAGGCACCGGAGGUGUAAAAACCAUCGGAAACUAUGCUGCGGUUCUGAAGGCGCAAGGUGCUGCAAAAGCCAAAGGAUAUUCUGAUGUCUUGUAUCUUGACAGUGCACAUAAGAAGUACUUGGAAGAGGUCUCCUCUUGUAAUAUUUUUGUUGUAAAGGGCAAUACAAUAUCCACUCCAGACAUAAAAGGUACUAUCCUACCAGGGAUCACACGGAAGAGUAUUAUAGAUGUGGCACGUGAUCAAGGAUUCGAGGUUUAUGAAAAACCGGUAACAGUGGAUGAGUUGCUUGAUGCCGAUGAAGUGUUUUGUACUGGAACUGCUGUGGUUGUAUCUCCCGUGGGUAGCAUAACUUAUCAAGGAAAAAGAGUGAAUUAUGGAAGCUCUGGUGUAGGACUUGUGUCACAACAACUUUAUUCUGGGUUAACAAGGCUACAAAUGGGUCUCACUGAAGACAAGAUGGGUUGGAUUGUUGCACUCAAGUAGUUUCUUGUGUUCUCUCUUUUCACUUUGUCGUUCUCUUGCUUCUUUCAUCAUUUGUAAUAUGAUUUCGCUUAGAAGUAUUAAGGGUUACUAUGUUUAAUCCUUAAUUUAGACUUUUUUCCCCUGAGUUGUGGAUCUAUAGUUGUUGAUCACUUCUGCGUUGGUAAAGUAAUGAUAUCUUUUUAAA
Erigeron canadensis is the source of this 1485-nucleotide messenger RNA. RefSeq names its product branched-chain-amino-acid aminotransferase 5, chloroplastic-like. Gene Ontology annotation, molecular function: branched-chain-amino-acid:2-oxoglutarate transaminase activity. Gene Ontology annotation, biological process: branched-chain amino acid metabolic process. Gene Ontology annotation, cellular component: chloroplast. NCBI's taxonomy places the organism in Eukaryota, Viridiplantae, Streptophyta, Magnoliopsida, Asterales, Asteraceae. The transcript is spliced from 10 exons. The record is from RefSeq and is a predicted model, not a curated record. Bases 63 to 1301 code for a protein of 412 amino acids.